This is a messenger RNA of Venturia canescens, 2524 nucleotides long. RefSeq names its product tigger transposable element-derived protein 6-like. The transcript has 4 exons. Bases 157 to 1974 code for a protein of 605 amino acids. Gene Ontology annotation, molecular function: DNA binding. Lineage: Eukaryota; Metazoa; Arthropoda; Insecta; Hymenoptera; Ichneumonidae. The record is from RefSeq and is a predicted model, not a curated record. Gene Ontology annotation, cellular component: nucleus.
GAGCUACAGCGCCGUUUCCUAACACAAUUGUUUUUGUUGUUUUUUUCUCACUGUUGAAGUGCAAUUGUCAAAGGUUCGCUGGUGCCGAAAUUUUUGCCGGCCUUUAUAGCAUUUUCGGGUUGAACUGUCUUUUUUUAGCGACGGUGAUUGAUCAACAUGGUGCGUAUGUACGUGAGAAAAACAACACGGGGGUGUUGGGACGAGCGGCAGAUGGUGGCGGCGAUGAACGCAAUAUUGGCGCGUAAAAUGGGUUAUUCAAAAGCGUCAAAGACGUUUGGAACUCCGAGGUCGACGUUGAGACGAAUAAUGAAGAGAUUGGAGGCAAACGGGGAAGUAAACAUCCGUGUGCCAUUAGGAACAAACGCAUCGGUAUUUACGAAGGAGGAAGAGAAGUAUCUGGUGUCACAUUUAAAUUCGAUGAACAGUCGAUUAUUCACGGUGACGAUACCUAUAAAGCGUAAAUUGGCGUAUCAAUUGGCGACGAAAAAGCACAAAUCGCACAAAUGGAAGGACAACGUGGCGGGUCGCGAAUGGUUGCGAGAGUUUGUCAAGCGUCACAAAUUGAACUGUCAGUCGAUAGGUCGACCGGUUACGAAGACUAAAUUGGCCUGUUUCAACAAAGAAGCGGUGAUGAAAUUUUACGAGGCGUUGGGCGAGCUUUAUCUCAAGUACAAUUUUACAGCUGACCGAAUAUAUAAUUGCGACGAGACCUCGAUAAGCUGCGAUACGAAUAAAUCCCAGGGUAACGUAAUCGCAAUUGCCACAGACAGUGCAAAGCCGAGCGUUUCUUCAGGAACAACGAGAGAUUCGGGUCACACGAUUACGGUCGAGGUUUGCAUGAGCGCGACGGGCCUUUUUAUGCCGCUGCUAUUCGUUUUUCCGCUGAAAUGUCACGAGCCUCAGUUCACGAGCAAUUUGAUACUACCUUGUUAUGCCCAGUGCAACGAGACCGGUUGGAUGAACAGUGACAUAUUCGCCGGUUGGUUGAAACAUUUCGUCAAAUUUUCACGAGCUACCAAGGAGAAUCCCGUUCUUUUAUUGAUGGACGGGGAUUCGAGUCAUACGACUAGUCUGGAUCUCCUCGAAACCGCAGAGAGCAAUGGCGUCGUAAUGCUGUGCUUGCCCGAAUAUUGUACACACAGAAUAGGCCCCCUUGAGGUUGAAUUUUUUGGCACCCUCAGCAAGCAUUAUGUCUCAGCCUCGAAAGAGUGGGCCACCGCACAUGCCGGACAAUCGCCUGGAGUUUCUGAAAUUCCUAUUCUCUUUGAGCAAGCUUUCAUUCAAUCCGCGACCCUCGCGACCGCCGUUGUUGCUUUCCGGAAAACCGGCAUUUGGCCUUUCAAACCGAACACUUUUAGUGAUCACGAUUUCACUGGUAUCGGAACUUCGUUACUCCCUCAUCAAAUCGCCACCGCCUCUUCCUUUCAACACAACAAUCAAACGACCAAUAACAACAACAACAACAACAACAACAACAACAACAACAACAAUCAUAUUAGUAGUAGUAAUAACAAUAUUAACAACAAUAAUCAUAAUUUAUCGGUCCAAUCACAAAGUCAGAACAAUCUGAAAGAUUCCAACGUUUCUGUUCCUCCUGGAUCAUCGUGGAAAUUAACGAAUAAUUGUGCGCCUGCGAACGAAAUGAGAGCGAGCGUACAUGGUAAUUGUGUGGAAUCGGUGACUGGAGGACAACUUCAGCCUCCGAGGAAGCGAAUGUAUCCGGAGCCUCAAUCCGUGCCGUUGCAUAACUAUCAAUCGAAUAAUUAUCAAGACUCUCCGCUUGCUGGACCAUCCUGGAAACCACCCUUGGUCAAUCCCGUGAACGAGAUGAGAUUGUCAGCGUCAUCGGCAUACGUCGAGGCCGUUCUCGGUGGACCACAAAAUCACCCGGCGAGAAAUGUCGAACAGUCCGAAGGUCCUGGAUGUUCCAACGAUCCGGCGAUGUACAGUAUAAUUCCUCAUAUGUUUUUGUAAAGCAACUACUCCGCAGAUCGUAUCGGCGAAUUCAUUAAAUCGGGCCGAGGAUCGCAACAUCCACCGGUUUUCCAUAUACAUUUGAGAAAUAAAUUUUUACUCUCGAUUAGAAAUCAUCGGUAACGCAACAUUCGCAUGUAGCAAAAUAAGUCCUGUGAUUUCGAACUUUCGGACUCAGAAAUUUGAUUUCUCAUCCGUCUCGAUUUUUUUUUUCUCGAGAAAAACAAAGCGUUAAAUAGUAUUAUUUUUGAUGUAUCGAAGAUAUAUUAAAAUAGUUUUUUCGAGGUACCUAUUUUGUUUGUAAUUUGAUUUAUUUUUUAUAAGACUGUUUACUUAUUUAAAAUGGCUUCGAACAUGACUAACUCGAAUCGUGACGGGAUCUGUUUUCAUUUUUUAUUAGCGCAUCUUCCAUACAUCGUUCGGAUAAGACAUUUAUACAUUAAUUUUAAUUUACAGCAAAAGACAUGUACAACUAUAAGACUCAUUUAAGAUACGUACUGUAACAACAUUUAUUCAUUUAUAAUUAAUAAACGCCGCAAUGCGAAAUCGA